ACGGAUUAUUAUUUUUGUAAAUUUUUUUUUUAUAAGAAAAAUAAUAUAUUGAUUUAAAGAAUUUUAUUUUAUCAUUAGUAAAAAUAUUUUUUUUUAAAAAAAAAGAAGAGAAGAAGAAGAAAUAAUUAUAUUCCCCCCCCCCCGAUCAAAUGAUGAGCAUUCAUAAAUUAAUCGGGUCCGAAAUACUUAUUUAUCAAGCCAACAAUGCCACUCACCGAUUCACAAAUUUCGCAUACACUGAAACUAGUUUUCUCUAUCGGCAAGAAUAAUUUUUUAAAAAAAAAUCAAAAUAAAUAAUACCGUCAAAUUUUUAAGAUGGAAAAUGUAACCUAUAUUUUAAACGUCUUUGAUAGAUCCCAUAUAAUAUCCCCGAAUAUAACGUCAAAAAAUGCUAGACAGGGGGUCUUGCUCUUCAAGAAUAUAUACGCUCAACCUUGGUACAUUCAGUUAGUCUAUAGUCUAAUAUUUGGCGCCCUUAUACUUGUAUCGACUACAGGGAACAUCGUGGUCAUAUGGAUCAUAAUUCGUAACAAGAAAAUGAGAACGGCUACCAAUUACUUCAUAGUGAACAUGAGUGUAUCAGAUUCUUUGUUAGCGACCCUCAACAUAUUCUUCAAUUUCAUAUACAUGAUCAAUAGCCAUUGGCCGUUUGGCAACGAAUAUUGCGUGGUCAACAAUUUUGUGUCAAACUUUACCCUGGCUUCCAGUGUAUUUACUCUAGUCGCUAUAAGCAUAGAUAGAUAUUUUGCCCUAGUCCCCGUUUUACAUAAGAAAUUAAGCCUAAAAAGAUGUAUCAUUACCAUAAUUGUGAUAUGGAGCAUAGCCUUUACGAUAUCAUUCCCAACGUUAAUCUACUCGCACACAUUUACCUGGACCUAUCUGGAUAAAUCGGAAAGGACAGUAUGUUAUUUGGAAGUAACGGAGACCGUCUCAUUCGGAUACGAUCUUUUUAUGAUGAUUAUGACAUACUUUGUGCCCGUUAUGAUAUUGGCAUUUGUUUACAUCAAAAUUGGAAUGAAAUUAUGGUGGAGUGAAUUGAUAGGGGAAGACUAUGAGAAACAAUUACUCAAUAUUAAAUCUAAGAGAAAGGUGGUUAAAAUGAUGGUAAUGGUUACUUCCAUAUUCGCUAUAUGUUACCUUCCAUAUCAAACCUAUUUUUUAUUGCAAAAAUUACACGCAAAUAUAACGACGAAUGCCGCAACUCAGCAUAUUUUUUUGGUAUUGUAUUGGUUCGCCAUGAGUAAUUCUAUGUAUAAUCCUAUAGUGUAUUGCUGGCUAAACAACAAAUUUCGACAAGGUUUUAAACGAGCUUUUAGGUGGUGUCCAUUUAUAAACUACGACAGUGGGCACAAGGAUAGCUUUGUAUUUGUACGGUCGGAAUCGAGAAUGCACAACUCUAAAGAUCAUAGAUUUUCAGCGCAGAGUUCAUUAAUAUAUCGCAAUAAAUCCUCAACAAGCAAACCUGGAAAUAUCCCACGAAGUAAAACUACGACCCUCGAAACACUUCUUUAGACAUUAUUUUUUUCCUUCUCCCAUUCAUCUCAAAAUAUUUACAAAAAAUAAUUAUUGUGAUAUUUUUGUUUUUUUUAGAUACUUCAUGUAAUAUUAUAUAUAUUAUUCUAAGAAGGAAAUAUUUGUAUAACAUAUAGUAUACCAUAUUAUUAUAAAAUUUAAUA
Molecule: messenger RNA, 1676 nt
Organism: Gordionus sp. m RMFG-2023
Lineage: Eukaryota; Metazoa; Nematomorpha; Gordioida; Chordodea; Parachordodidae
Product: tachykinin-like peptides receptor 99D
Exons: 5
Coding region: 316-1512 (398 amino acids)
Biological process (GO): G protein-coupled receptor signaling pathway
Cellular component (GO): plasma membrane
Molecular function (GO): tachykinin receptor activity
Source: RefSeq, a predicted model, not a curated record